AGGUCCUGACAUCACAUUCUAAACGUGAUGUCAGGAUUUUGUGACUUUGAAGUCAGGUGUACUGUUUUGGUCAUCAAAGAUCAAAGCCAAACAGGCAAGCUGAACGUUCUAAAUGUGACAUCACUUCCCAAAGUUCUUGGGACUGCUUUUACUUAUGCUCCUCAGAACUGGUUAGUACCAAAAGAGAGUUGGAAAGGUGAAUACCAAUUGCACUCGAUUUCAAUGGAAACCUAUAGCGUAAAACAGACCUCAACAUCAACACUUGCUACCGGAGAGAGGGGAACUUUUCCGAUAGAAGAAUCAGACGUUCUGUCUGGUAAAUCAAGCAAGUACCAGAUAGAGAAGUUCCUGGGGGAGGGGAGUUUUGGAAAAGUGGCCCAGUGCAUAAAAUUAGACACCAAAGAGAAGAUGGCCGUGAAGAUUGUGCGGCAAGACAUUUCCUGGGCUGGUAAAAAAGAGGUGGCCAUGCUUAAAAAACUCAGGAAGCUUGACCAAGAAAAGAACAACUUGGUCAGAUUAAAGGAGCACUUUAUGCACAGAGGACACGUUUGUCUGGCAUUUGAAAUGCUGGACAUAAAUCUAUAUGACAUGAUGAAAGCAAGGUCCUUCAAGAUGCGUUUGUGUGAGAUUAGAAUUAUCACUCGACAGAUGCUGGAUGCUCUGAACGCCCUCAAGAGCAUAGGUCUGGCACAUACAGACAUCAAGCCAGACAAUAUAAUGCUUGUAAAUCAUCAGUUGCAGCCCUUCAAACUGAAACUGAUUGAUUUUGGUUUGGCCUCUGUGGUUUCCACAAUGUGGCGUGGCGUCAUCAUUCAGCCCCUUGGUUACAGGGCCCCAGAGGUCCUGUUGGGCCUCCCACUGAAUGAGGCCGUCGAUAUGUGGGCGCUUGGCUGCGUUUUGGCCUUCAUGUACCUGGGCCAGCACCUGUAUCCACUACAGUGUGAAUAUGAGGUCAUGAGAGUCAUCGUGCAGAUGCACGGUCAGCCCGAUGAUCACCUGCUAAACUCUGGAAUUAGUACCCGGGACUACUUCAGCAAGAACCAACCAUCCCUCAGUCCUUCAUGGAGGCUGAAUACACGAGCUGAAUACAAGCUCGCAACAGGCUCCAUGACCAAACAUUGUAAGGGCGUUUUUGACAUGUUUACAUGUCUUGAUGACAUGGCGAAGACCAAAAAAGGAGUGGAGGAUGCCACUGAUUAUGAAGACACACAGGCCUUUUUAGACCUCCUCAAACAGAUGCUGCAUGUGGAUCCUGAAAAAAGAAUCACCCCCAGCGAAGCUUUAGAGCACCAUUUUAUCACGAUGAAACACCCUUGUAUUGGCACUUACAACGAUUCUUAUGUGACAUCACCCCGUUUGACCACGAAAGACUGCCGACUGGAGCAGUCAUCCAAGUACUUUGAAACCACCGAAGUGAUAAGUUGGAAUGGAGCAUCCAUUACUAGCUUAGAUGACACACUUUCAGUUGAUGAAGAAACCACUGCUGGCAAUAAUGACGAACCACCAGGCACAGCUCGCUUAGAUGAAACCGCCGCUGCUGGCCCAACUUACAGAACCCCAGCCACAGCUGACAGGACCGCUGCUGGCAAUAAUGAUGACCCACUUUCAGUUGAUGAAGAAACCGCUGCUGGCAAUAAUGAUGGACCACCAGCCACAACUCGCUUAGAUGAAACCGCCGCUGCUGGCCCAACUUACAGAACCCCAGCCACAGCUGACAGGACCGCUGCUGGCAAUAAUGAUGACCCACUUUCAGUUGAUGAAGAAACCGCUGCUGGCAAUAAUGAUGAACCACCAGGCACAGCUCGCUUAGAUGAAACCGCCGCUGCUGGCCCAAAUUACAGAACCCCAGCCACAGCUGGCAGGACCGCUGCUGGCAAUAAUGAUGACCCACCAGGCACAGCUGGGUUAGAUGACGCCAAUGCUGCUGGGACCGACGAGAAACCUCCUGGCACAACUAAAGCAUCUUCACCUGCCUCUGUUAUUCAUAAUUCAUAUGAGGUCAACGCUAACGGCAAUGAAGGAACCACACACUUUGUUGAAAUCAAAAGCCGGAAGAAGUGGCUCAAGAGGAUCCAGCGAUUCUUCUCUAGGAUGAUCAAGUCUAUAAGUUGCUGCAGUGUAGAUGUUGCUGAACAAAGACACACCACAUUUGAAUGAAGACAUAUCAUGGGCGGCACAGCGGUGCAGUGGUUAGCACUGUCAUCGCACAGCAGGAAGGUUUUGGGUUGUAACCUGCUUUUCUGUUCUCCCCGUGUCUGCGUGGGUUUACUCCGGGGGCUCCGGUUUCCUCCCACUGACACAAGACACGGAGGUUAGGUUAACUGACAAUAAAUGCACAGUAAACAAGAUAAUGAUAAUGUAAGUACACACAAGUCACAAUGAUAAUUGAUUGAUUAAUGGAUGGAAUAAAACAUUGAAUUGAAAUAAAAUC
This is a messenger RNA of Siniperca chuatsi (mandarin fish), 2431 nucleotides long. Its product is annotated as homeodomain-interacting protein kinase 2-like. Gene Ontology annotation, biological process: smoothened signaling pathway; peptidyl-serine phosphorylation; positive regulation of transcription by RNA polymerase II. Bases 28 to 2157 code for a protein of 709 amino acids. The record is from RefSeq and is a predicted model, not a curated record. NCBI's taxonomy places the organism in Eukaryota, Metazoa, Chordata, Actinopteri, Centrarchiformes, Sinipercidae. The transcript has a single exon. Gene Ontology annotation, cellular component: cytoplasm; PML body; nucleus. Gene Ontology annotation, molecular function: ATP binding; SMAD binding; transcription corepressor activity.